Molecule: messenger RNA, 1475 nt
Organism: Drosophila innubila
Lineage: Eukaryota; Metazoa; Arthropoda; Insecta; Diptera; Drosophilidae
Product: protein CNPPD1
Exons: 4
Coding region: 105-1319 (404 amino acids)
Biological process (GO): regulation of cyclin-dependent protein serine/threonine kinase activity
Cellular component (GO): nucleus; cyclin-dependent protein kinase holoenzyme complex
Molecular function (GO): protein kinase binding; cyclin-dependent protein serine/threonine kinase regulator activity
Source: RefSeq, a predicted model, not a curated record
CCACAAAAAACGGGCUGGCAUGUCCGGCUUGUGCCCGUUUUGUGCGAAUGACAAAACGUUGAUUUCGUUCACUUGCAUGCUGAAAACGCAGAACAUUUUUAACGAUGGGGCGAAGUAAAUUCGUCGCCUCCACGCCAAAAAAGGUGAUGCAGCACGGGGAGUUUAUAAAUCGCAUACGUAAAACACUCUACUAUGGUGGCGUGGACACCACAGAGGCGGACAUGGAAGUUUCCAUGCCGUUUGCUGAGUAUGCAGCUGAUUUAUUCUCGGAGCCACAUCGGGGUCAUUCAUUGCAUCGUUUGAGUUCGAUUGCUGCUGGCAAAACUCAUGCCACACCAUGCUCUCUAAUAAUGGCUUUAAUUUACUUGGAUCGCCUGAAUAUCAUUGAUCCGGGAUAUGGCUGUAGAAUCACGCCACAGGAACUGUUUGUUGUGUCAUUGAUGAUUUCAACCAAAUUCUAUGCCGGCCACGAUGAACGUUUCUAUUUGGAAGACUGGGCAAAAGAGGGCAACAUGAGUGAGGACAAGCUUAAGGAAAUGGAAAUUGAGUUUUUGACAGCCAUUGACUGGAACAUAUACAUAUCGAAUGAACAAUUCUUUGAUAAGCUGAGCAGUGUGGAACGCACGCUGGCACAACGAGAGGGGCUGAGACGAGGCUGGUUAACCUACAGUGAAUUAAUGCAGUUGCUGCCCAACUUUACGUUGAUGAGCUUUUUACUUAAUAAUUUCGCAGUGCUGGCGUUAAGCUAUGCGGCCAGCGUGUUUACGAUCGCGGGCGCCUUUUUCAUUGCUAGCCAAGUGCCGGGCACGCUGUGGCAUCGUCAAACCGACACGAGUCCAGCAGCAACGGUCAACACAACGCUUACGACCCCAAUUGCCACGCCCGUUGCUACACAAGCUGCGCCUGUUCUUGGUGGCGAGAAUUCGAUUCGGGUUGCUGCGCCCAAUGAAAGCUGCAAUGCAUUGAAUGUGGAGUUGGAACUCUUGAAGCUGGAGCAACAAUAUUGUGCCGAAGAAAGACUGAAUGAAUUGCAACGCAGACAGCGUUUGGAACAACCCCCUGCUAAUGCCCUUCUACCGACCAUCUCUCAUAUGGAAUUUGCGACCACUCCUCAGGAUAAUACGCAACACUGGCUCAACAUUAAAUCACAAUACAGCGAUGAUAAUGAGAAUCGAAAUGUUAUGAAUUUUGGCCACAACAAGCACAACAAUUGGAAUCAUGCCCAGAAUGCAUCCGUUUUUUGGCAACUGCUCAGCGAUGCAAUGUCGCAUCAAUCGUUUUUAGUACGCUGGCCAGAGCUGUGGCCAAAAUUCAUCUAAGACGUGAACUGCAAUUUUAAAAAUAAUAGUAUAAUCCGUUUAAUUUCACUAAUAACGAAGAUUCAUUUCAACUAUCAACUAAUGUUGACUACAGAUAAAUUAUAUUUUUUCAACAAGAAUUACACAAUAAACUUAUCUGCAACACGAAACCAAAUA